Messenger RNA from Paramisgurnus dabryanus, 3250 nucleotides. The record is from RefSeq and is a predicted model, not a curated record. Lineage: Eukaryota; Metazoa; Chordata; Actinopteri; Cypriniformes; Cobitidae.
GCGAGCUCUUGCUUAAACAGUAAAGGUAAAAACAUGACAGGGAACUGCUACGGUCGAUAAACAGUCGGUCAGAGUUGAUACCCAGUUUACCGAACUAAUUUAUCCAAAAUCAGUGACAUGAGAGCUUUCUGGAUUACUGCAUAUUAAUCUUAGAUCUGGGAUUUUUGUUUUGUUUCAACUUGUUUCAGUUUGAGAGUCUGGAUCUAACAAGACUUUGACAGAACAGUCGCGAGGUUAACCGGAGGAUUCAGCGUUUAAAACUCUUCAUAGCGUCACAAAAGUUUUAUGGAGGGAUAUUACUAAUAAAUUAACAGGAUCCUCUCAAUUGCUGCUGUCUUCUUGACACAGGAAUGGAAAACCAAGAUGAUGAAAUCGAUCAUGGUAUGCCGGACGGUGAUGGGGCGCAUCCAGAAAGAGGAACCCCUUCAACAAAAGGCAAGGGCAAGUUCUCCAACCUGGGCAAUUUCUUUAAGCCCUGGAAGUGGAGGAAGAAGAAAAGCAGUGAUAAGUUCAAAGAAACUUCAGAAGUGCUGGAGAGGAAGCUGUCGGUGAGGAAGUCCAAGCAGGAGUUGAUAGAGCGAGGGUUACUAAAGGACUUCCCAGAGAAUGUCUUUGUUUCAGAGUCUAACAGUGUGAGUCAUCCUAAAGGUACUUUAGUGAAGAACGGCCAAAAAGCUUCAUUGACUGGAGACCGCAGGUCGGAUAAUCCAUCAGAUGUCAAGGGAUCAUCACGGCCACCAACAGAAUAUCAGAGAAAUAGCCUUGCACCGGAACCAGAGCGUCGCAGCAGAUUACCCUCAGAUGUUAGUCGGAACAGGCAACCUUUGGAUGUGGAUGCUCGAACCCGGUUACCACCUGAUACGGACCGCCACAGCAGAUUGCCCUCAGACACGGAGAAGCAAGCAGGAUCGUUACCAAGAGAGCGACUCGGACACGAUGACAGAAAAUAUCGAAAGGAUGAAAGAGAGGAGAAAGAAAGUAAGGACAGAGAUAGGAUGGACAGAAAAGAUGACAGGGAAGGCCACAGAGAGGACAGAGACAGACGAGAGAGAGAGAGGAGGGAUACAAGGCCAGAUAAAGAUGACUGUCAAGAAAGAAGCGAUCGAGAUGAACGGGACAAAGAGAGAAGAAGUGACCAGGAGAAACGGGAAGAGAAAGACUGGAAAGAAAACCGGGACCGAAAACCAUUAAGAGACCGGAAGGAAGAUCAGAAAAAAGUAGAUGAGCCAAAGAGAGAUGAUCGAGAAGAACGGGAAAGACGCAUUGAAAGAGAAAAAAAAGACACCCGGAGACCAGAGCCUGUGAAACAGGUGUCUGAUGGAAAAUUAGUACGGCCUCAUUCAGAAAUGGACAUUCGACCUAGUCUUCAGAAAAGCUCAUCUGAAACUGGACUAAAGGUCCGACCAGUUUCUGAAGCCGUGCAGAGCAGCACACUGCCAAGAAACACACCCCUUGAGGACGAGCUGAGAGCACGAACAGGAUCAGUGGGAGUGCGGUUUACUCCUGAGCCCAAAUCUGGAGUUAUCUCAGCAAGAGACACACAGCCACACACUAAACAGGCCAUCCUCCCACCCAAAUGGCUCAUGGCUGCUUCCUCCCCCAAUGAGGCUGCUCAAGCCCCAUCCUCAUCUUCCUCCUCUUCCUCUUCUUCAUCUUCGUCAUCAUCCUCAUCCUCUGCUCCGCCUAUUGCAAAGCCGCCUCCCCGGACUGUGUCUUUAAAUGUUGAUGAUUCUCGCAGCAAUAUAGCUACCCCAUUAACUCAAGGAGACCAUGACAACCCGCCUGCUGUGCCCGCCCACUCCACCCAUCCGCCAUCAACUGCCAUCGCUGCUCCUAAACAGCCACCAAUGCCCCCUCCGAAACCUUCACAAGUGGAUCCCUCUCAAGCUACAGUGCAAGCCAAGCCAUCUCCUCCUAUCCCUCCAAAAAGAAUGACACCUGUAACCAAACGUCAUUCAGAUGACUCCUCUUCUGGUCAGCCUCAGCCUUCGUCUACAGUCCCCGCCCCUGUUCCAGACCCCUCCCCACUUUCUGUCCAGUCUGACGACAGCAGAAACGUAAGCUCUGGGGCGCUCUCUCCUCCACCAAACCAUAUCCCUCCAUUCCCUCAUCGUACCCAGCUGCCCCCUGUAAUCCUCCACGUGGACCCGCCGAGCCCCACCACAGAGCCGCCCUCUCAGCCCCCUCUACCUCUGCACAUACGCAUCCAGAAAGCCUUAAACAGUCCAGGGCCGGUCGUGCCCAACUCGGACGGAACUAAGCGAGCUUACUCACUUCUGUUUGAGUCACCACCAGAUUUCCUCACAGAAGCCCCAGGAGGAGUGAGAUACUCCCUCCCUGUUACUAUUGAACCUCUUAGACUGCCAGAGGAUGAUGACUUUGACAUGGAAGAAGAACUCCAGAAGCUGCGACCCGUUCCUUGUCCCACACGGAGAGUGGAGCUUGAGCCAGGAAGCCGGCGGGGUCUGGUGGGAGAUCAUCGGGUCUCUGUCAUUCCUGAGGGACCUGGAAACAGUGAGAACGAGGAGGAGUCUGACUCAGAUGGACCCAUCAAUUAUAAAAGCGAUGAUGAUGAGGAGGAAGAUGAGGAUGUUCCAAGUGGUCUUGCAAGUCGCGUACAGCGCAAGGAUACUCUGGCACUGAAGCUGGAGCGCCAGCAGGAGAAAGAGCAGUCACAGGAUCAGGAGAACGACACCUGGAAGAGCAAAGAACAGUGGGAGGAAAUUCGCAGCAAGAUCGGCACCACACUCACAAGGAGGUUGAGUCAGAGACCCACUCCACAAGAACUUGAGCAAAGAAACAUCCUGCUAGCCAAGAAUGAAGCAGACCGAAGGGCAGAGAGAAGCGAGAUCAAACGCAGGCUUACCAGAAAGUUGUCACAAAGGCCCACAGUUGCUGAGCUUCAGGCCAGAAAGAUCCUACGCUUUCAUGAGUAUGUGGAAUGCACUCAUGCUCAGGACUAUGACCGGCGUGCAGACAAACCCUGGACCAAACUCACACCUGCCGACAAGGCUGCCAUAAGAAAAGAGUUGAAUGAGUUUAAGAGCUCAGAAAUGGAAGUUCAUGAGGAGAGCAAAAUAUACACCAGGUUUCAUCGGCCAUGAUGUCUGUCUCUAAGGAAGAACCCUGAACAAAUGGAAACUGCCCCCAGCUCCUCUAAAAGCCUCCAGCUCACUGUACCAUCCUGUUUCUUCUAGUGCUCAGGCCAGACACUCAGUGCUAUGGAGAAAGAAAGAAAGAAAGAAAGAAA